UGGUUGCCUGAAGUUAUUUCUUGUGUGUCAGAACACAAAAACGAGGCACCAGAAUUUUUUUAGAGAGAGUGUGCAUGAGUGUGUUUAUAUGUUGAAAAUGGUGAGGCAUUGAAUCAAGUUGAGCUUUCUGUUGAAUGGUUUUUUCUCUUUUCUCUUUUGUAUUGACAUGAAGAGGAUCAUUUUCCAUGGACAGAACUUUCGGAUAAAUACAGAAGAGGACAACGCCAAUGUAUACAAACACUAACCUUCUUGCCAAAACAAACAACAGCACAAAAACAUUCUUCAAAAAUGGCUUCUUCUGCUUUUUUUCGCAAAAAAAUUUUUAUUUUUGUUUUCUAUCUUGUUGCUUCUUCACAAACCCCUGUUCAGUCAGUAGCUCUUCUGUCUGAUUCCGGUCACCGUACACCGGUGAACCAAACUUUCCGGCCUGGUAACGAGACUCAAAAGCUUAGGAGAACCACUGCCUAUCUGAAGAAAGUCAACAAGCCUGCAGUGAAGACAAUUCAGAGCCCCGACGGCGAUGUGAUAGAUUGUGUUUUAUCUCAUCUUCAACCAGCUUUUGACCAUCCGGAGCUAAAAGGACAGAAGCCAUUGGAUCCACCAGAAAGGCCAAAAGGCCAUGAGACGAUACAAACAGUGACUGAGACUGAGAUUCAGACCUUACAGCUAUGGACAGUUUCAGGUGAAUCAUGCCCAGAAGGAACUGUUCCCAUCAGAAGAACCACUGAGAAAGACUUAUUAAGAGCAAGUUCCAUUAGAAGAUUUGGAAGAAAAGUAAGACAUGUUAGGAGAGACUCAACUGGCAAUGGCCACGAGCAUGCAGUUGUAUUCGUAAAUGGGGAUCAAUAUUAUGGAGCGAAGGCCAGUUUAAAUGUGUGGUCGCCGCAGGUUGAUGAUGCUUAUGAAUUUAGCUUGUCACAAAUAUGGAUCAUCUCUGGUUCGUUUGGCAAUGAUCUCAACACCAUUGAAGCCGGUUGGCAGGUUAGCCCAGAAUUAUAUGGAGAUAACUAUCCUAGAUUCUUCACAUAUUGGACUACUGACGCAUACCGAGCCACUGGAUGCUACAAUCUACUCUGCUCAGGCUUUGUCCAAACCAACAACAAGAUUGCAAUAGGAGCAGCAAUAUCUCCAAGGUCCUCUUACAAUGGAAGACAAUUUGAUAUUGGCUUCAUGAUUUGGAAGGAUCCAAAGCAUGGACACUGGUGGCUAGAGUUCGGAUCAGGACUGUUAGUUGGAUAUUGGCCUUCAUUUUUGUUCAGUCAUUUAAGAAGCCAUGCGAGCAUGGUUCAAUUUGGAGGAGAAAUUGUGAACUCUAGAUCAUCUGGUUACCAUACAUCUACACAAAUGGGCAGUGGCCAUUUUGCAGAAGAAGGAUUUGGAAAAGCAUCUUAUUUCAGAAACCUGCAGGCUGUCGACUGGGAUAAUAAUUUGAUUCCCUUAACAAAUCUUCACCUCCUGGCUGACCAUCCAAAUUGUUAUGAUAUAAGACAAGGUAGAAGUAAUGUAUGGGGAACUUACUUUUAUUAUGGAGGUCCUGGUAGAAAUGUGAGAUGUCCAUGAAAGAAAAAUCAUAUAUAUAGGUAAAGAUAAGCUUUAUUUUUCUUCAUUUUUUUCUGGGUAUUUCUUCGCCUUAACAUUGUUUGGUUAGAUCUGCAAUUUCCCUUAAAGUAAAAAAGAAAGGAAGAAGGUUCUCUAACAGGAUGAUCAUCAUCCUCCCUCAUCCCUCAUUAUGAUUAUGUAAAUUUAAUAAUCAUAAAGAUUGUUCAUAGCAUUGGGUUGUGUGGAUA
Mangifera indica (mango) is the source of this 1787-nucleotide messenger RNA. RefSeq lists its product as uncharacterized. Lineage: Eukaryota; Viridiplantae; Streptophyta; Magnoliopsida; Sapindales; Anacardiaceae. The record is from RefSeq and is a predicted model, not a curated record. The transcript has 7 exons. The coding region runs from base 289 to 1560 and encodes 423 amino acids.